Molecule: messenger RNA, 342 nt
Organism: Macrosiphum euphorbiae (potato aphid)
Lineage: Eukaryota; Metazoa; Arthropoda; Insecta; Hemiptera; Aphididae
Source: the annotation of a GenBank genome assembly
AUGCUAUCUAGCCCAACUUUAAGCAUUAACACUAAAUGCUUCUUAUACAAGACUAACAUCCGUUCCAUCGCCUAUCUAGGCCUCCAACAGUUCAAACAACAGCUGGCCCAAGUUCGAAAGGCUCCAAUCCACCUCUCUCCGCCAAAUCACUGGACAACCAUGGUUAGUGAACAACAGAGCGCUUCGCCACUCCAUUGGCCUUCACUUAUCAAGGAUAACCUUCAGUCACUAACUAACUCCGUCAAAACUAAAAUACAACAAUCCCCUCACAACUACAUCUCCGACAUCAGCAAUAGAACUUCAAUCACAGAAAAUUACGUAAAUCGUCAAAUCAACUUCUAA